AUGGCUACGCCCAACUUCCAUGCGCCCAACCAGGACAUGCCACCAGCGGGCGGCUUCAAGCCCUUCCCAUACGUCAAAAACGGCCCUGCCACGCGCGGACCACCAGGAUGGUCGCUCUUUCUCGGCACGUUCCUUGUCACGUCUGUCGGCUACUAUCUAGUGGGUCAACACAACAAGCACCAUCGUGAGGUGGCGAGAGAAGAGCGCGAGAACCGCAUCGCGCUGCUGCCGUUCCUCCAGGCGGAGGCAGACGUCGAGUAUCUGGAGCAGGAAAGGCACAUCCUGGAGAAGGAGCGCCGGGUCAUGAAGAACGUACCUGGCUGGGUGGCUGGUCAGUCGCCGUACCACUCGGGCCGCUACCAAGCGCCGCUCUGGGCUCAGAAAAAGUAG
Molecule: messenger RNA, 390 nt
Organism: Peronospora matthiolae
Lineage: Eukaryota; Oomycota; Peronosporomycetes; Peronosporales; Peronosporaceae
Source: the annotation of a GenBank genome assembly